Messenger RNA from Aspergillus neoniger CBS 115656, 900 nucleotides. RefSeq names its product carboxymuconolactone decarboxylase family protein. Lineage: Eukaryota; Fungi; Ascomycota; Eurotiomycetes; Eurotiales; Aspergillaceae. Bases 70 to 684 code for a protein of 204 amino acids. The record is from RefSeq and is a predicted model, not a curated record. The transcript has 2 exons. Gene Ontology annotation, molecular function: peroxiredoxin activity.
AUUUGCCCCAACCCUUUUUAGUAGUUUUUCUACGUCGACUUUCAUAUUUCUCCCCAAGAUCCUACGACAAUGUCUCGCUUCCCUGUCAUUCCUCCAGAUCAACAGACGGCCGAGCAGAGCCUGGUCGAGCCCAGUGCUCGCCGCAUCUUCUCUCAUCUGCCUCCCGAAGUGCAAUGGCAGGGUCCCUCAGGCGUCAUUCUGGGCCCAUACUCCCCUCUGUACUACACCCCCUCCAUCAUCAAGCCCUGGUUCUCCUUCGCCUACUCCAUCGGGUCCCAACCCCACGUUACAGCGCGCGAGAAGGAGCUCGCCAUCCUCGCUACCCUAGCUGAACACAAGGCGCCCUUUGUCCAAUACGCCCAUUCACACAGUGCCCGCGCUGCAGGAUUCUCCCAGGAGCAGAUCGCGCAGGCGCUGCAGGGACAACACCAGCAGCCUCCUGCCGGGUUAUCGGAUGCUGAGCAGGCUGUCUACAUGGCAGCCUUGGCGAUGGCGCGGUCGAGGGGUCCUAUCUCCACGGAGGAUUUCGACACAGCAGUGGCUGCCCUGGGCAGGGAGAAGGUGGCGGAGGUGGCUCAUGUCGUAGGCGGGUACAUGUAUGUUUGCUUGCUGUCGAAUUUGGCAAACGAGGAGGUUCCGGAUGGGGAUGGGGCUGGUGAGGAGGGAGGGACAGGAGAUGAGUAGAGAGUUUGUGUGUUGAUAGUGGGGGUUGCGGGGUUUUCUGUGUGGUUUUUGAUCUGUGUUAGUUGUUGUCUUGAAUUGCAGGGCUGUUUCUUUUUUUGAAGGCUUGUUUGCGAUUUUUGAGAAGGACCUUGGAUGUACCUGGUUUGAGACAGAGAAAGGGAAGAAGAACAUGGACUGGCGUUGCCAAAGAUAGAACACUCUUUACAACAUGUAUUC